AUGUCAGCCCCCGCACAGAAGAACAGCUUAGUCCGAAUUCGAGACAACCAAAGGAGAUCGCGCGCCCGACGGAGAGAGUAUGUCCAGGAGCUCGAACAGCGACUGAGGGUAUGCGAGCUCCAGGGCAUCGAGGCUUCGACCGAGAUCCAGAUGGCCGCAAGGACAGUUGCCGAGGAGAACAAGAAGCUACGGGAGUUUCUCAACAAGCAUGGCUUUAGUGACGGCCAUGUUGCCCAUUUCUUGCAGUCGGGCACUUUCGUGCCACUUGAUGCCGACCAAGACCAUCCUUUUCCCGCCGGCGACCCUGGGGCCGCCGUCCAGUCGCUGGAACAGCUCCUGGUGCCGCGUCGACUAGCCAUUCUAGAUCAAGACUUCUACCUCUCUUUGCCGAGACAGUCAUGUCGGGAUCCCUCCACUGCCAGCGGGUCGACGACAAGGUCGUCCAUCUUGGAGUCGUCGCAGCUUACGACGUCCUCCUACGGCUAUCAACAUCACAUGGCCAUGGCUACCGCAGUCAGGGGCUUGGAGGUUCAAUCCAAAUACCCACUAAUAACCCCGUUAAGUCGUGCGAGCACCACGCGACAAGGCAGUGUUCAUUGUGAGCAUCCGUCUCCGUCGAUGCUGGACAGUCCCGGCCAACCCAUGGCCACAACACAGGCUAUGUUUAUGGGCGACCGUUCGGCAAUUCACUUGCAACGCUCUCUACCGACAUAUACAUAUUCAGACUCGACGAUACCACAUUACGGUCCUCCAGGGAGCACCUCCGACGGUUGA
Hirsutella rhossiliensis is the source of this 774-nucleotide messenger RNA. RefSeq lists its product as uncharacterized. Lineage: Eukaryota; Fungi; Ascomycota; Sordariomycetes; Hypocreales; Ophiocordycipitaceae. The coding region runs from base 1 to 774 and encodes 257 amino acids. The transcript is spliced from 2 exons. The record is from RefSeq and is a predicted model, not a curated record.